Molecule: messenger RNA, 294 nt
Organism: Metarhizium brunneum ARSEF 3297
Lineage: Eukaryota; Fungi; Ascomycota; Sordariomycetes; Hypocreales; Clavicipitaceae
Source: RefSeq, a predicted model, not a curated record
AUGAAGUUGUCGAUUACCCUCGCUAGCAUCAUCGUCCUGGUGGCGGCAGCUCCGGUCGAGGUUCGUGAUCCGCAGCCGGUUCGUGACCGCAUUGACCUCGACCGAGGGGGCUUCGCUACCGGGGAAUACUACAACGGCGUUGAUUUACCUCCAAGCAACCAAGGGGAAUUCUUCAGCGGCACUCAAAGACCUUCAUACGACCGAGGGGACUUCGCCGACGAGGAAUCCACAGACGAAGAAUUGUACCCCAAUGACUUCACACUUGGCCGCAGAAAGACUGCCGUGAUCUCAUAA